AUGCUAAACCUAAAUUCACGACUAACUAGAGUAGCAAUUUCCAUCGCUAAAAGCCUUUCCACAAGGGAUUAUACAUCCAUAUGUAGAGCAGGAUGCACUCGAAGCACCCGGAAUUAUUCUCUCCAACCUUCGUUUCAACAAAAUUUAUUGGCUAAUUUAUACAAGGGAGCCAUGUUUGAAAAGCAUAAUUUCCUGUCGACAACGGCGUCUAACAACACUGCUGAGGGUGGGAGUCAAGAAAAGGAAACGAUAUCUGUGACUUUUGUUGAUAAGGAUGGUGAGGAACAUCUUAUAAAAGUUCCUAUUGGAAUGUCUAUGUUAGAAGCUGCUCAUGAAAAUGACAUUGAACUUGAAGGAGCAUGUGAGGGCUCACUUGCGUGUUCAACAUGCCACGUUAUAGUCAUGGAUGUAGAAUAUUACAAUAAAUUAGAAGAUCCUACCGACGAGGAAAAUGACAUGUUGGAUCUAGCUUUUGGGCUAUGUGAAACAUCACGUCUUGGUUGCCAAGUGAUCGCUAAACCUGAACUUGAUGGAGUCCGUUUAGCUCUUCCUGCUGCCACUCGGAAUUUCGCAGUUGAUGGUUAUGUGCCGAAACCACACUAG
Molecule: messenger RNA, 603 nt
Organism: Lathyrus sativus (Indian pea)
Lineage: Eukaryota; Viridiplantae; Streptophyta; Magnoliopsida; Fabales; Fabaceae
Source: the annotation of a GenBank genome assembly